Molecule: messenger RNA, 4903 nt
Organism: Dicentrarchus labrax (European seabass)
Lineage: Eukaryota; Metazoa; Chordata; Actinopteri; Moronidae
Product: prostaglandin D2 receptor 2
Exons: 3
Coding region: 166-1542 (458 amino acids)
Biological process (GO): positive regulation of cytosolic calcium ion concentration; phospholipase C-activating G protein-coupled receptor signaling pathway; inflammatory response
Cellular component (GO): plasma membrane
Molecular function (GO): G protein-coupled receptor activity; complement receptor activity
Source: RefSeq, a predicted model, not a curated record
GAAAGUGACAGAACUGGGAGGAUGAGAUUGAGUGAGAGAACAGGAAUUUUGAAAGAAAGAUUGUGACUUUCUCUCUUCCGUGUGAAAGUAAGCCAGCGUCUAGACAUGGUGCUGUUUACCUCAUCCAAGUAGUCAGGAUAAGUGGAGGUGACUAAGAAUGUUACCAUGGCGGUAUGUAAGAAUACAAUGGUACCACUGAAUUUGAAAGCACUGAUGUCAAACACCACCGAGGAAGAGUUCUGUCCCUUGCUACAGAUCAUGAGGAACCACAGCCUCAACAACAACACAAACGCCAAUUUGGUGGUGGUUUGCAUCCACGGUCUGGUAUCCUGCCUGGGGAUAAUGGAGAAUGCCCUAAUUCUGUGGGUAGUUGGCUUCCGCCUUCAGCGCCGCACUGUGGCCUCUGUCUGGGUUCUCAACCUAGCCAUGUCAGACUUCCUGACAACUCUGACGUUGCCCCUCUUCACGUUCUACCUUGGCUCCUCACAUAGCUGGGAACUCGGCAGCCCACUUUGCAAAACACAGGCUUCCAUCUUCUUCUUAAACAUGUUUGUGUCAGCCUUCCUGCUGGCAGCCAUUUCACUGGACCGCUGCCUUCUGGUGGCCAAGCCAGUGUGGAGUCAGAAUCAUCGGUCAGUGGCAGGAGCAUGGAAGGUGUCUGUAUUGGGUUGGCUGUGGGCAGCAAUUAAUACAUUACCUUACUUUGUGUUCCGCUCAGUGACUGUGAAAGAGGAUGGGAGGAAACUGUGCUAUCACAAUUUUGCAAUGUAUUCAACCAAUCUGGAGAGAGAUUGUCAAGUGAGGCAGGCAGCAACAGCCAUCUCCAAGUUGCUGCUAGCAUUUCUCUUCCCCCUGGUGGUGAUUGCGGGGAGCUACAUCCAAAUUGGUCUCAGUCUGAGGAAAAGGAGCAGGAGGAGGAAGCAGAGUGCCAGUAGGCUCACUGAUGCACUCGUUAUGUCAAACAAAGAUGGAGCAUCAGGAAUUACAAAAAGCACUACAACCACAAAAAACACAAAUAUCUUUCUCAAGCCUCUGGCCUCUGGUCCAUCUUUAUCCCUGACACCUACUACCCUGUCCCCUACUACCUCUAAUCAGACCAAUCACAGUCAGCUAUCCAGGGGGUUCACCAAGAUGGUGUCAUUUGUGAUUGCAGCAUUUGCACUGUGCUGGGCUCCCUAUCACAUUUUCUGCAUAAUCGAAGUGACGGCGCAGUACUGGAGGAAAAAUCUCAACUUGGUGGAAGUGGGGCUGCCCCUAGCCACAACCUUUGCAUUCUUGAAUCCAGUGUUGAACCCCAUUUUGUACGCCUUCAGCUGCCCAGACUUCUGUGUGAGGAUAAGACAAAGUCUGGGAACAGUGUUUGAUGGUUUGGUAGAGGAAGGAGGGGGGUUACUGAUGGUGCCAGGGCGAAGUUUAAGAGCACAUAUUAGGCGGAAAAGCAGUCGAGAUAUUGGCCUUGGAAUGCCAGGGUCACCAAAGGGUUCGUGUUCAGCCUCAUUCCAAAGACAAGAAUCAAAAUCAGAGGCGGAACAUAGCAGCUAGAUGCUUUGGGAUUUAAUCAUGUCAGGUAUGCCUUAAUGUACAUGUAGGCCUAAUUCACUCAUGCACUCUGACCUAUUGCAUUAAAACUAUGGCCACCACAUAAAGCAUGGGGAACAGGAAUUGGUAAUGUAGUUCUAUAAAGUAUUUUUAGCCAAGCUAGUGGCAUGGCUCAAGGAGGGAAGUCCCAAUAUGUCGAUAGGUCCGUCCACCACUUUACCACAAUUAUAGGAUGAAUUGCCAUAACAUUUGUUACAGACAUUUUUGACACCUAGAGGGUGUAUGUUACUGACUUUCUAUAAUCCCCUGACUUUUCUUUUAGUGCCACCAUGAAGUUAUCGUUCUUGUUUUUUAUUGAAAUAUCUUUUAAACCAUUAAAUGGAUUGAAAUUUGGUGGAGACAUUUAUGUUCUCCAGAGGAUUUUGUAACUGUAAUAAUCUUCUUACAUAAUGUAGUGCUACCAUCAGGUCAAUAUAACAUUUUGGCUAAUAUUUUGGUUCAUGACCAAAUACCUGCAAAACUAGGACACUGACAUUGCCAUCACCUUCAACAGUACUAAACUGUGUUUAGUGCAGUGGUUUUCAACAUUUUUUGGGACAUCUGCCCCCUGUCCAUUAUCCAGGUUCCUUACUGCCCCCCAUAAAAUAGGAUAUAAAGUAACUAUCUUCCCUGAAUAUUCAUAUUGAUUACUAUUCCAUCUUAUAUCAUUAAAAAAGAAAAGAAUUCCAAAAAACAGAUUAGAUUUAACUGGACAGUUGGAAUAUCAUUUUCAAUGUAGUUUCAUGUCUACUUUAACCAUCCUCAGGUGGUUGGUGUACAUGAGGUUGUGUUUUGACCUUAUUAAAGAUGUUUAACGAAACAUUUUAGAACGCUGCAGAAAAUAGUUGCAGUGGUAAACACCCCCAUCUCAGCUGGAAGCAAGCCUGUCAAUGGCGUUAGUGUGACUUGAUGUGUGCUGGUCUGGUGCCACUGGUCUGGUUUUAUAAUAUUGUUUAAAAAAAUUUUUUAUUUAUGUUUAUUAUGAUUGAAUAGUUUAAGUUGUAUGCAUUCAUGCCAAUAAAGCCACUCAAAUUGAAUAAUGUUAUAGAGAGAAAUAGUGUAAAAUGAAUGCUUUCAAGUGGAAGAAACUUAAUUUCCUCCGUGGGGAAUAGCCUACCAAGGCAGAGAGGGUAAAUUUUCCUGAGCUGACACAGUUAACACCAUGUUGGUGAAAUUUUAUAGCUGAUUCUAAUGUUACGUCUCUUUUGCAUAAACAAAUGCCCCCCAAAGAAAAUCUCAAUGCCCCAAAAAUGUUACUUCCAACACCCCUGACGUUCCCCCUGACGUUCUGUGAAUGUACCAUUGAACACGGUAAAGUGCUAAUUAGCAAAUGCUGGCAUGGUAAAACACAAAACUAAGAUUAUGAACAUGCUACAGAUUACAUCUGCAAAACAUCAGCAUGCUAGCAUUGUCAUUAUGAUUAUUUUGGCAUGCUGAUAUUAGAAUUUAGCUCAAAGUGUGGCAGUUCAUGGUCCUCAGAAGGUAAAGCUUACUGACUUUGGUGAUCCCUUUCCUCUAGGGCCACCAUGAGGUUGACAUAAGUGGCUGUAAAUUAAAUAUCUUGACAACUAUUGAGUGGGUUAGAGGAGUUAAGGUUAGCGAUGAAAUUUGGUACAGAUGGCCUCCUUUGGAUGAAUUUCAAAUAACUUGGUAAUCAUUUACCUUUCCAUAUAGCACCAUCAUCAAGUCAAAAUGUCAAUUUGUCCAACACUUUAUGACAAAAUACCUGCAAAACAAAUGACCUCAACCUCACCUGUACUUUGUAUUUGGUAAAAAUUAACAAUGUUAGCAUGCAGACACAUUUAAACUAAGAUGAUGAAUAAAGAAAACAACAUACCUGCUUAACAACAACAUGUUAGCAAUGUCCUUGUUGUUCUAUUGCAAAUCGCCUACCCCAGUUUUUGCAUAAUGUCUACAUUUAAAUAUUUUUGCACACCAUUGCUUCACUCACUGCCAUGAAUGAAAAAUUUUUUUCUUUGUCUGUAUCACUUUGUUAUUACACUGAAAAGUAUUUUUUAUGGACAGAAAUGAUUGGUCUGGUUUGUCACUUCUGUCACCUUUUUCAUUAAAAAAGUUCACCAAACAAAAACUUUUAGUCAAGUCUGUUAGCAUUUUAUGAUUGGAUUCUUGUGCCCUCAAAUUCCCAUAGCAAACUGUAAAUAUAAACAGGAAAAGACAUAAACUAUGCACUCUCAUGGGUUGCAUUAUCAAGCAACACCCCAAGGGGUUGAUGUAUGUGUAAAUAAGUGGCUGUAAGAUGAAUAAAGGGGUAGAAAAGAAAAGAAACAGAUUUCGGCUGCACCAAAUUAGGUUUAUAAUUAAAAUUGUAUUCAAAUGAAAUAAAAGAAAGGAGAACUGAAUUUAUUUUAAUGGGCUCAAAAAAACUUUGGUUGCUGUAGACUGAGGGUUCAUGCUAUGCAGAUUUUGGCCACCAGAGAGCAAUAUAGCUCUGAUUACAUAAACAGACACGAAAUUAUAAAGUAGGAUUAUGCUUUUCAGGUCCUGUAAUCCAGCAGCACUUUAAACCUGAACUGCUGAACGUCUGACCACCUUUCUGUGUGAUUGGAUUUUAUCAUAUUUGAUAACCAUUUUGAUUGACUGUCUUAUCACCGCUGUCACAAUUGUCUGGUUCCAUCACACUCAAUUGGACACACCCACACAGGCUGAGGUGUAAUGUAGGCCACAGCAGUGUCAGAUUACCGUAGAGGUAGUUGUAAUUUGGAGAGAAUAUCGGAGAGUGAAGAUUCAGAAUAUAAAGACAGAGCAGGAUUAAACCUAACGGGUCAGACUGAUACAAAGCUCCACUUUCCUCUCAGUCAUUCAGUAGAUUCAGCAGAUUAUCUCUCUCUCUCUCUCUCUCUCUCUCUCUCUCUCUCUCUCUCUCUCUCUCUCUCCCUCCCCCCCCAUCCCUCCCUUUGGGACUCUCUCAUUUUGUCCCCCUCUGUAUUCAUCUACUGUAUUUUUCUAUGUCUUUUUGGCUGUGCAGUAAUAACUGUUCUGUGCAGGUAAACAAAAACAUCUUCAGUGAACUCAAAGUUACAAGGACAAAAAGUUAAACGUGUCAUUUAAAGUUAGCUCAUAUAUAAUUAAAGUGGAAGUUAUAACCUUUCAUUUAGCAGCACUUAAAUUGGCAGCUCUUGAAUAAAGUAACUGUAAUUUUUAAAAUUUUGUUAUGUCUGCUGUAUAUUUGGUUACAUUAUGUCUAAUGUACAGUUUGGUGGCUAUGUGAAAAUGAUUGAUCCAUUAAAAUAUUAUGGUUUAAAUUUGGGUACAUAUCACAGCUUCUUUCCAUGUUGGGAAGAUCAAAAUAAAAUAUUAAAUUCUU